Molecule: messenger RNA, 893 nt
Organism: Aplysia californica (California sea hare)
Lineage: Eukaryota; Metazoa; Mollusca; Gastropoda; Aplysiida; Aplysiidae
Exons: 2
Coding region: 260-826 (188 amino acids)
Source: RefSeq, a predicted model, not a curated record
CGGCGCUUUUUCGUCUGUUACCCCAGGCGGGCCUGGCCGCCAUCUUGUAUCGGUAGUAAUCGGGCGGUGUUUCUACCUGUUCUGUUCAGUAAUCGAUAGGUGGAGGUGCCAGAAUAGAGCCUGCAGAAAAGAUGUGUCGAUCAGGGAUGGGAGCUUUUUCGGUACUGAUUCGAAACUGGAGCUUAAGCAAGUUCUGGACUUGCUCUACUGCUAUGCCUACGAAACCGCAUCGGUCCAGAACUUGGCCAGGGAAUGCAGGAUGGCUUCAGAAGCGAUCGUAAACUGGAGAAACUACGUGCGAGACAUUUUUGCGGAAUACUUUAUCCGACACCCGUUGACCAUUGGUGGCCCUGGCCACGUGGUUGAAAUUGACGAAUCUGCCUUCGUUAAGAGAAAAGGCAAUGUUGGAAGGAGAGUGAACACUCAAUGGGUUUUUGGUGGCAUUGACGUGCAUACGAAGCAGGGAUUUCUUGUAGCAGUUCCCCAACGUGACGCAGCAACCCUACUACCAAUUCUGCAACGUUACGUUCUGCCCGGAACAACUGUCGUAUCCGACCUAUGGGCAGCGUACAACACUGUCCACACUCUGGGAUAUCGACAUUUAACGGUCAACCACAGCCUCCACUUUGUGGACCCUCACACCCACGCAACCACCAACCACGUGGAAUCCAUGUGGAGUCGGGCAAAGCAAAGAAACAAGCGAGAGUGUGGCACCUUCCGAACCCAGCUGGAUUCGUAUCUAAUAGAAUUUAUGUGGAGGCAGCAAUUUAACAAUGACCCUUUCGAAAACCUGCUGGCUCACAUCAGGGAUGUGUACCCACUGUAAAAAAAAUCUGCUAGCGUUAUUUUGUAUACCUAUGUACCUGUAUAUUUGUGUGUGAGUGUUUGUGUAU